GUAUAGUAUCUUCCUUGGAGAAAUGUCUAUUCAAGUCCUAUUCCUGUUUUUAAAUAGGAUUUUUUAAAUUGUUGAGUUGUAACAAUUCUUUAUAUAGUCUGGAUUCAAGUCCUUUGUCAGAUAAAUGAUUUGCAGAUACUUUCUCCCAUUCUAUUGGUUGUCUUCAUCUUCUUGAUUGUGCCUUCGAAGCACCAGAAUUCUUAAUUUUGAUUAAGGUCAAUUUAUUUUUUUCUUUGGUUGCUUGUGCUUUUUGUGUCUUUUCUCAGAAACCAUUGCUUACCUCAAGGCUCAUGAAGAUUUAUUCCUGUUUUCUUCUAAGAGUUUUAUAGUUUUAGCUCUUAUGUAUUUAAAUCCAUGUGUUUAACUUAUGUCAAUUUAACUUUUGAAUAUGAUGUGAGGUGGGAUUCCAACUUCAUUCUUUUUCAUGUGUGUAUCUGGUUGUCCCAGCACCAUCUGUUGAAAAGACUAUUCUUUUCCCAUUGAAUUGUCUUGGCACCCUUGUUGAAAGUAAACUGACUAAAAAUAUGUCAUUUGUCAGAGUGAACCGCUGUGGUCCCCGAGUUGGUGUAAGAAAGACACUGAAAGUAAAGAAGAAGAAGACUUCAGUGAAACAAGAAUGGGAUAAUACUAUGACUGAUCUGACAGUUCAUCGGUCAACUCCUGAAGAUCUGGUACGUCGUCAUGAAAUACACAAAUCAAAGAAUAGAGCGUUAGUACACUGGGAACUCCAAGAAAAAGCUUUGAAGAGAAAGUUGAGGAAGCAGAAACCAGAAACUUCAAAUCUGGAGAAAAGAAGAUUGUCUAUCAUGAAGGAGAUUCUUUCUGAUCAAUAUCAGAUGCAGGAUGUAUUGGAGAAAUCUGAUCAUCUGAUAGCUGCAGCAAAAGAGCUGUUUCCUCGUAGGCGAACAGGGUUUCCAAAUAUAACAGUGGCUCCUGAUUCCUCUCAGAGCCCCAUUGUGGUAAAUCAAGACCCUGUCACCCAAUCUAUCUUUAAUGAGUCUGUCAUAGAACCUCAGGCUCUUAAUGAUGUAGAUGGUGAAGAAGAAGGAACUGUGAAUAGCCAGUCAGGAGAAAGUGAGAAUGAGAAUGAGUUUGAUAACUCUCUCAACUCUCAGUCUAACAUGAAUACAGACAGGUUUCUCCAGCAACUAACAGAGGAGAAUUCUGAGUUAAUUAAUAAGUUGUGGACUGAUAUUCAGCAGAAAAUGGCAACCCAGUCACAAAUAACUCCUCCAGGAACGCCAUCAUCUGCUCUUUCAUUAGGGGAACAAAGAGCUGCUCUCAAUGCUACCAGUGCUGUCAAGAGACUCCAAACCAGGCUUCAGCCUGAAGAAGCUACUGAGACUUUAGACUCAAGCUCUGUUGUGGGACACAUGCUGAACUCAAGGAAGCAAAAACAGCUGUUAAAUAAAGUGAAAAGAAAACCGAAUUUGCAUGCUCUUUCCAAGCCGAAGAAAAACAUGUUAUCAGGUAGCACAACCUCUGCAGACUUACCAAAUAGGACUAAUUCCAGUCUGGAUGUCCUCAAACACAUGAUACAUGAAGUGGAACAUGAAAUGGAAGAAUACGAGCGGUGGACAGGUCGUGAGGUCAAGGGACUGGGGAGCAGUCAGGGUCUUUCAGGCUUCACUUUGUCGCUGGUGAGCUCCCUCUGUCGCCUGGUUCGGUACCUUAAAGAGAGUGAGAUCCAGUUACGUAAAGAAGUAGAGACAAGGCAACAAUUGGAACAAGUAUUAGGUGAUCAUCGAGAGCUCAUUGAUGCUCUGACAGCUGAAAUUCUUCUUCUUAGAGAAGAAAAUGCUGCUACACAGGCAAGACUUCAGCAGUAUAUGGUCACAACAGAUGAGCAACUUACAUCACUCACACAUGCUAUUAAGAACUGUCCAGUGAUAAAUAACAGACAAGAAAUUCAGGCAUCAGAAAGGGGAACCACAGGUAGAAGAGUUAUGGACAGUCCAGAGGGUCCAGUUGUAAAUGCCAAUAUCUCAGUGCCAUUGGUGUUAGAGGAAGAAGUGGUUGAAUUCCCACAGGAAGAGCUGCCUGUUAAACUGUCUCAGGUGCCAAAUCCUCCAGAUAGCAUGAAUCUGGCCAAGAAUUUUCCCGCACAUAUUUUUGAGCCAGCUGUGUUGUUAACACCACCCAGGCAGAAGAGCAACUCAGAAUUCUCUCCUCUGCAGGACGGUAAGGCUUCUUCUGAAUUUACAUUAUUAAGAAGGACUGUUCAAACUCGUCCUGCUCCACGAAUUCCUCCAACUGUGGAAAUACUUGAGAAGGAACAAAACUGGGAAAAGAAGACCUUACCUAUUGAUACAGACAUUCAGAAUUCAAGUGAAGAGAGUCGUCUCUUCACUCAGAGGUGGAGAGUCUCUCAUAUGGGAGAAGAUUUGGAGAACAAAACUCAGUCUCCUUUUGUUAACCUCUCACAGCCCCUCUGCAAUUCCCAUUCCAACAGUCAACAUUCAAGAAACCCCACAUUCUCAGAAGAGCGCCCAGUACUGGGAGAUGGGCAGCAGCUGAGAACAAGUGAGGCAUUAAUACAAAGAAAGGACAUAGUAGCACGAAUUGCUGAGUUGACGCUGCAGAAUCCAGCUAUCAAGGCACCUAUGAAUAAUACUAUUGAACCCGGAGGAGAGCAAGGGGACGGACUCUGGGAGUUGAAGAAACAAGAAAGUGCAAGUGACAUGACUUCUACUUUUCCAUUGGCACAGUCUCUAGCACCAGGUAGUAUGGAGGAACGGAUUGCAGAAUUGAAUCGACAAAGUAUGGAGGCUCGUGGAAAACUACUGCAGUUGAUAGAGCAGCAGAAACUUGUUGAUUUGAAUCCUUCUCCACCAACGUCACCUGUUCACUUACCUCUCAGAGCAUGGACUGAAGGAGGAAAGAGGACAAUUGAGGUAUCUAUUCCAGGAGCAGAAGCCCCAGAAAGCUCAAAAUGUAGUACUGUCUCUCCUGUCAGUGGGAUAAAUACAAGAAGAUCUUCCGGGGCUACUAGUAAUUCUUGUUCUCCACUAAAUGCCACCUCAGGAAGUGGGAGAUUCACACCUCUUAAUCCAAGAGCAAAGAUUGAAAAACAGAAUGAAGAAGGCUGGUUUGCUCUUUCUACCCAUGUAUCAUAAGUGAAGUCAAGUCUCACGGAGUUUGUUCUUAGUAACUUAUUUUUGACCUUCCACUCCCGUUUCCCUGCUUUUAAGUUUUUAUAUCCUUUCAAGUAAAACCUACAAAGAUCCUGUGAAUUAAUAACAAAGAAACGAAAGCAAUUAUUUUUUGACUUUUUCAAAUAAGUUUUCAACUAGCCUGCAGUUGAAACCAACUGGCCUGCAGCUCCCGGUGAAUGAAAUUUUGACUGUACAGAAGUAAAAUUUUGUAUUUUAAUACUUUCUUAAGAAUUUUAAGGGUCUUUUUUUGAUGAAUACAUUUUUACCAUUGUCAUCUUUAUUCAGGUUUUUUUGAGGUUUAGUGCAUCUUAAAUGUUGAUCCAUUUCAUUCCCCCCCCUCCCCCGAAGAACUAAUUUGCUUUGAGUGGAACUUAAAAUAAAAUUCCUCUGUGUGAGUAGAGUCUGGCCUUCAGGAAAAUGCAGCAUCCACUUUUCUUUCUUUUUUUGAUGGGAUGUCAUUGCUGUCUGUCACUUUUUCUGUCAAGUGAAAUAUACAACUUUAAAAAAAUAGAUGUGGGAGUAUUUGUUUAUAUUUGCUUAAGCAGGUAAGAGCGGUUGUAGUUAUUACAAAAUCUUACAUAGUUUUGAAAUGUGAAAAUGUCAUCAAUAAUGGUAAUGCAAAUCAAAUAAAUAAUGAUUUUAGAGCUCAAAUGCCUAAAUGUGGUAACACUGAUUUAAUGGUAUAUUGAAUGUUUCAAACAAUUAAAUAGAAAACGUUGCUAUCGG
Molecule: messenger RNA, 3881 nt
Organism: Sapajus apella (tufted capuchin)
Lineage: Eukaryota; Metazoa; Chordata; Mammalia; Primates; Cebidae
Gene: SPICE1
Product: spindle and centriole associated protein 1
Exons: 18
Coding region: 525-3116 (863 amino acids)
Biological process (GO): regulation of centriole replication; mitotic spindle assembly; metaphase chromosome alignment
Cellular component (GO): spindle; centrosome; centriole
Source: RefSeq, a predicted model, not a curated record